AGAUAUGUAGUUGACUGGUGGGGGUGUACGAUGACAGUAUUUGUUAGAGAUCCUUGUGGUAUUGUAUGUAUUUUGAUGACAUAUGUGGCUGUGCUUUAUGCAGAUUACGUAGUAGUAAGAUGGAUUAUUCUACAGACUAUGCAAAACAGUCUUUGGGGACCAUUCCAUGUUGUACUCUUCAAUACAAUUGUUUUUCUGCUUGGGAUGGCACAUUUGAAAGCAGUUUGUUCGGACCCUGGCGUUGUUCCGUUACCUCAGAACAGAGUCGAUUUUUCUGACAUUCAUUCAGGGUCACAGAAUUCACUACAGCGAGAGGAUUGGACUGUGUGUACAAGAUGUGAAACCUACCGACCACCAAGAGCGCAUCACUGUCGAAUUUGCAAACGUUGUAUACGCAGAAUGGACCAUCAUUGUCCAUGGAUAAAUAAUUGUGUUGGAGAGCAAAACCAGAAGUAUUUCAUCCAGUUCCUGGUUUACGUUGGUGCCCUAGCAGCGUAUGCAAUUAUUCUUGUGAUAGUUUCAUGGGUAAUGGAUUGCCCAGAAUGCAGUAAUGAAGUGACAGUAAAGCAGAGUAGAAUCUUACACUGUGUGAUACUUGUGGUGGAAAGUGCCCUGUUUGGAAUGUUUGUGUCUGCAAUCUUGGUGGAUCAGUUUCAAGCGAUAUUCAGUGAUGAGACAGCAGUGGAACAGGUGCAGCAGCAGGGUCCAUAUAGACCCCAUAAACACAAAUGGGCACUUCUCACAGAAGUGUGCGGCCGCAGUCAUCCUAUCUUUUGGCUGCUGCCGUGUGCCAGUGUACCUAAACACUUGGAAGAGCCAUUGCUCAACCACACUGUCUGAAAUUGUGUGUACUGUGACGUGAAGUGAACUGGAUAUUUGUUAUGUUGCUUUAUAAUUUAAAUUUGCCGGGUGAUUGCAGUGAUAAUCUCGAGCAUAUUUCAUUAACUGGAUGAAUAAUGUUUUAAAAGUGCUAUUGUGAGUCAUAUGGCUGAGAGUAUAUUAAGAUUUUAAUUUGUUAUUAUCAUUUGUGAUGUGAUCCAAAUGGUUUUUUAAUUUCUUUGUAUGCGAAGGAGUCAAGAUAAUCCUUUUUUAUUUAUUAAUGUUGUUAAUAAGUUACAUUUAUUUAUUGUUUUAUAGCACAUUGUGAUAUAAUGUUGCCUUGAUGUGUAACUUGGAACAAGGUAACUAAAAGUUUCCAGGAGAGAUGAUCGGUUUGUAUUAACGUGUCAUGAAUUCAUGAGCUAAAACAGUGAA
This is a messenger RNA of Schistocerca cancellata (South American locust), 1254 nucleotides long. It is a transcript of the gene Dnz1, whose product is annotated as palmitoyltransferase ZDHHC3. The record is from RefSeq and is a predicted model, not a curated record. NCBI's taxonomy places the organism in Eukaryota, Metazoa, Arthropoda, Insecta, Orthoptera, Acrididae. Gene Ontology annotation, cellular component: endoplasmic reticulum; Golgi apparatus. Gene Ontology annotation, molecular function: protein-cysteine S-palmitoyltransferase activity. Gene Ontology annotation, biological process: protein targeting to membrane; peptidyl-L-cysteine S-palmitoylation. The coding region runs from base 31 to 840 and encodes 269 amino acids. The transcript is spliced from 5 exons.